GUGAGCGGGGAAGGGGUGGGUCCGGUGGCUCUUAAAGGGGGCACGGCCCGCGGUGGGGUCCUCUCAGCACGGAAUGGAACGCGGACCGGCAGAGGAGCUUCUCCUCACGGACUCGGCCCGUGGGGGUCGUCCACGGGCCCCGGAAUGCAUCCGGCGCCAGAAGCGCCGGGAACUGGACGCGCGGCGCAGCAAGUGCCGCAUCCGCAUCGGGGGGCACCUGGAGCGCUGGUGCCGCCUCAAGGAGCAGCUUGGAUUCACCCUGCACUCCCAACUGGCUCAGUUCCUCCUUGACAGGUCACUGUGGGGGGCUCAAAAACCAUUAAAACCCACCUGGCAUAGGGAAAAUCCAGGUUUCUGCCUGCUCACAUCUGUCUUCCCAUGCAGGUACAGCUCUCAUGGCUGCACCUGGAGCCCAGGAGAGCCACAGCUGGAGCGGCUACAGCCAGCUGCACUGCAGCACCUGGUUGUGCUGUCCCACGGCCAUGGCCAGGAGUGUGGCUUCGUGCCGGACAUCCAGCCACCGGCACCAGGCAGCGGAGGCCCGCUGAUUUGGGAGUGCGUAGCUGGGCACCGCUUCUCGUGGGGUGGCUCUGGGUUCCCGAACGGCCCCUCCUGCGACCCCCCGAGGGCUGCCCACAGGUGCAGCCCCUCCCCAGAUGCUGGGCACCGGCACUCACGCCUUAGGGCCAUGCCAGGCUCCGACAAKGCCAGAGCGGACGGAGCAGCUGGGUCACCCCAUGCUGAUAGGGAUCAGGGCAAGGAGCCAGGAGAUGGCAGUGACAGUGUUGGCACAGCCCCCCACGUGCCACCAGAACCAGAGCCUGUGGCAGCAGCUGGCAGGCAGAGAGUGGUGACAACCGCAAGCAUCCCCCGCAGCGCCAUGCCAGGGGAGGAUGUGGAGCCAGGAGUUGAGCCCAGUGAGGAAGAAGAGGAUGAGGACUUCGCCGAGGAUGGUGACCUGGCCUAUACCGAUGACUCGCGUGAUGAGAACUACCACCCGGCCGUGGACAGCAACUCAGAGCUACGGCAAUGCCAGAGCCGACCCAAAGCCCACAAGAAACCAGUUGAGGAGGAGCAGUCCCAGCUCAACCCACCCCUACCCAGUUCUUGCCCCUCACAGGAAAACAGACAGAUCGGCUCUGGAAACACCCCAGAUGUGGCUGGAAGAGGGACCACCCUUCCUGGAGAUCCAAUCCRUGAAGUUGCCAGCAGCAACCACAGGGAAGUGACGAGGACAUCGCUCAGAUCGGCCCCAAGAGGAUCAGGUACCAGGAAAGAGGAGAAAAGGGGCCAGAGAAGCUUCCAGGGCAUUCCUGGGAAGAGAAGCUCAGCUCUUCCAUGGGGGGACAAUCAUGAGAUUCUGAAAGGGACUAUUUGCUUCAUUUUAGAUUUUAUGGGUGGGAAAAAGGGAAGGUGGAAGAAGAAGAUGGAGCAGGGGCCAGAUGGAUUUCCCACCAUUUUUCCAACUCUUCUUUAUGCCAGUUAUUUUCCCCACAUUUUGUCUGGCAGGAAGGCGGCAAAGCGUGAGAUCCUCCUGUGCGACUUCGAGGGCUGUGGCAAAAUCUUCUCCAACCGCCAGUACCUGAACCACCAUCAGAAGUACCAGCAUGUGCACCGGAAAACCUUCACCUGCUCUGAGCCCACCUGCGGGAAAUCCUUCAACUUCAAGAAGCACCUGAAGGAGCACGAGAAGUUGCACAGUGACAAGCGGGAUUACAUCUGUGAGUUCUGUGCCCGCUCCUUCCGCACCAGCAGCAAUUUGAUCAUCCACCGACGGAUCCACACCGGGGAGAAGCCGCUCCAGUGUGAGAUCUGUGGCUUCACCUGCCGCCAGAAAGCMUCCCUGAACUGGCACAUGAGGAAACACGAUGCCGACUCAUUCUACCAAUUCCCGUGUGACAUCUGCGGGAAGAGGUUCGAAAAGCGGGACAAUGUCACCGCCCACAAGAGCAAGAGCCACCCUGAGGGACUUGGGGGACCCCCCAAGUCCGAGGGAAUCCAGCGGUACCCAGAGCCCCCUGGGCCAAUAGAACCUCUGGAGCUGAUUGGGGACGUCCUGGAGAGCAGGGGGAACACAGGGAGGACCCCGCCGGAGUAUCGGGGGAGGGACGGUGGGCACGAUCCAGGAACAUGCCAAGGCGAGGGAAUGGGCGGUGGGGGGUCCUAGAGGGGCUCAUCCCCCAUUUGGGGACUGGAGCAGGAUCGGGGACAGUGCUGGUCCCUGAAGCAUCGCCGGGUGCCAAUAAUAAAUGGGAGAAGCAAAACGGGGAAAAAUUACAAUUUUUGCUGCAAACCCUGGGCGAAAUCCCAUUUUCUCAGCCAAAUCCCUGGGGAAAAUCUCCAGUUUUUCUGCCAAAUCCCAGCUUCCCUCRAGCCCAGCAAUGUUGCCCCAGCUGGAUCUUCAAUAAAGACUUAUUUUGGGUAAAAGUGGGAUUUGGUGGCAGAUUUCUAUGG
This is a messenger RNA of Malurus melanocephalus (red-backed fairy wren), 2454 nucleotides long. RefSeq names its product zinc finger protein 692 (gene ZNF692). Gene Ontology annotation, molecular function: chromatin insulator sequence binding. Gene Ontology annotation, cellular component: nucleus; kinetochore; chromosome. The coding region runs from base 74 to 2167 and encodes 697 amino acids. Gene Ontology annotation, biological process: regulation of transcription by RNA polymerase II. The record is from RefSeq and is a predicted model, not a curated record. The transcript has 11 exons. Lineage: Eukaryota; Metazoa; Chordata; Aves; Passeriformes; Maluridae.